AUGGGUCUCAUCACCGGCCUCGUCUCCACCGUCGUCCACGUCGCCGCCGGCAGGAACCCCUACGGCCACAACCACAACCAGGCAGGCCAGCCCGUCGCCGUCGACUCCUGCGGCGUGCCCCUCGACCACGCCGACGCCCGCGGCUGCACGGCCGGCCCGAACGGCCAGCCCUGCGGCAUCUGCGCCGUCGCGCUGCCCUUCGGCAAGGGCCGCCAGCAGAAGAGGGAGCGCAGGGCCAUGAGGCACGCGCAGAGGGCCCAGGUGUACUCCAACGGCCGGUACCCGGGUUACGUCCCGGGCGGGAUGGUGGUUCGUCCGCAGCAGCAGCAGCAGCAGCAGGUCUCAUACAUGGGGGGAGAGUCUUCGAGGCAAGGUGCGGCGAGGAUGGAGGAGGGGGUGGAGAGGAGGAGGGCUUCGACCGGGGACGAUGUGCCGGCGCCGCCGCCCGCGUACGAGGAGACGGCGCCGGCGAGGAGGAGCGUGGAGGUUCUAGGGGAUAGUGACGAGAAGUGGUGGGAGAAGGCUUAG
Molecule: messenger RNA, 528 nt
Organism: Colletotrichum karsti
Lineage: Eukaryota; Fungi; Ascomycota; Sordariomycetes; Glomerellales; Glomerellaceae
Exons: 1
Coding region: 1-528 (175 amino acids)
Source: RefSeq, a predicted model, not a curated record